ACCACGGUUUUUAUCAUAUAAACUAUAUCGUUAUCACACUCAUCAAGAUAAUUAUUUUAUAUUUUUAUACCAUUUGUGCGAAUAAAAAGCACAGAAAAGUAAAAAAAAAAGGUAAAACAAUCUCGUUGUUUAAGAUAAGACAACGUUUUGAUAGGUGCAGCACCAGAGCAAGGUGUAAUCUACGACCGUGUACGAGCACGACACUUUGAAGGAACAUGAGGAAAUUCUACCGAAGCGACGACCAUGAUUACGAUUCACGAUAUCUACCCGGCUACCUACCGAUAAUGAUUUUAUUGUGAAAUAAUUUUUAAAUGCCUAACAAUAUAAUUCUAUAGCAAAAUGUUCAUUAAAAGUAUUAGAUAGUAUUUAAUUAUGAAAAUUACGAGUGUAAUGAUUCUAGUCAAAAUAACCUCAGUGAUACAACUACAAUCUUAGUAAUAAUAAUGAAUUUAAAUUUUUUACUAUUUUGAUAUACCUAACAAAAAAAAACACAAUGUGUUUGGUGCUCAAGUACGUAUUUAUACUUUUAUGGUUUAUAUAUACAUUCGCUUCCAUUUUACUGCUCUUCAGCAAAGGAUUAUUACUGCACAGAGAUGUGUUGCCUAAUAAAUCCAUUUGCGAAAAUCACGAUGAUCCUCUUCAAAAAUUGACUCAAAAUUGCACAAAAACUGAUACAAAAGUGGUAAUGAUAAUUAUUGAUGCUCUACGCUAUGAUUUUGUUGUUCGUUCUGAGCAAGACACCCCUUAUACAAAUAAACUCACAGUAUUCAAAGACAUAUUAGCCAGUUAUCCUAGUCAGUCGAGAUUAUAUAAAUUCAUGGCUGAUCCUCCAACUACAACUAUGCAAAGAUUGACUGCCUUGACUACUGGUAGUCUGCCUACUUUUAUAGAUGUUGGUUCAAAUUUUGCAUCCGAAGAAUUAAUGGAAGAUAAUGUAAUUGAUCAAUUAGUGAAUAAUGGAAAAAAAAUUGUCUUUAUGGGUGAUGAUACAUGGGCAAAUUUGUUUCCAAAAAGGUUUUAUCGGAAUUAUACAUAUCCAAGUUUUAAUGUUUGGGAUUUAGAUACUGUAGACGAAGGAAUCAAGACAAAUUUAUAUCCAGAAAUUGUGAAAGAUGACUGGGAUGUUUUAAUAGCUCAUUUUUUAGGAGUUGAUCAUUGUGGUCAUAGAUAUGGACCAAAUCAUAAAGAAAUGGAAAGGAAGCUUAAAGAAAUAAAUAUAAUUCUAAGGUAAGAAGUUUUUCUUAUUAUCAUUGGUAAGUGCCUUGGUAUAUUAUAGAAUAAUUAUAUUUAUGUAUGUUUCAGGGAUAUUCUAAAAGAAAUUCUUGGACGUGAAAAUAUUAUGUUUUUUGUUUUUGGUGAUCAUGGUAUGACAUCAACUGGUAUGAUCAACUAAUGUUUCAACUAAUAUAUAUUUUUUAAUAAAAUGUGUAGGAUUUAACCAAUUAAUAUUAAAGACAAUUAUUUGGUUUUUAGGUGAUCACGGAGGAGAAUCUGAAAAUGAACUAACAUCUGCUCUCUUUGUAUUGUCAUCUUCCCGAGAAUUACUACCAAAAACAGAAAGUGAAAUUAAACAAGUUGAUUUGGUACCUACUAUAGCAACAUUAAUGGGUAUUCCUAUUCCUUUCUCAAAUAUUGGCUCUCUUAUUAAAUCAGCUUUGCCUCAAAACAUACAUUUAGUUAAUAGUAUUUGGAGGAAUGCAAAGCAGAUAAAUGACUAUCUAACAACAUAUUCAUUACAAAAUGAUGAGCUUAAUGACAAGCAUAUUAAUUUUAUUCAAGACACAUUUAAAAUGUUAGAUAUUCAAUAUAACACUAAUACAUUUGUUAAAAGUUGUGAAAAUUUUAUGCAACUUAGUAGAAAAGCUUGUGAAGAAGUUUGGAUACGUUUUGAUGAAAGUUCUAUUUAUAAAGGUUUAGUAUUAAUGUUUGUAUCAUUAUACUUCAGUUUUUUACUAGUAGGUUCAUCUGCUUUAGAUCAUUAUGAUAAAAUUACUGGCAAACAAGUGCUCAUUGUAUUUUCUAUAAUUUUUCCAUUGAAUUUAAUUGCAUUUAUAUUUUACUUUUAUAACAUAAUUCAUAUAACCGUAGUUCUUUUUAUAACUGGUUUUAUAGGUACUAUUUUUCUUGCUAUUUUUUGUGUGGCCUGUUGGUCAACAUUAACUCAAGAUUUUCUUAAUUCCAAUAAACCUGAUAAAAUACUUAUGCGGGUAUUUACUGUAUUAACUACUCUAGGAUUUUUUUCAAAUAGUUAUAUUAUUGAAGAAUCAUAUGUACUACAUUCAUCAUUUGUUCUAUUAUUGUGGUAUUUAGUUGUCAAAUUUAAAAUAGAAAACAAAAAAACAUGGUUUCGUAAUAAAAUAAAAAAUAAAAACUUUUCAUUUAAACACUGGAUUACAUCUUUGAAUUGUAAAGUUGUAUGGUGUUCAAUUAUUCUGUGUGGUAUAUUACGUUAUUCUCAUUCAUUUUGGCAAUGCCGUGAAGAACAAGGAUGGUGUUUUGAAGAUGGAGCUCAAACCAAAACUGGAAGUUCAGUAUUACCUAUAAUUAUUACAGUCUUUUCUGUAACAGUUGUUCAUAAGUCAUUAAAAUGUUCAGGAAAUCUGACUGGAUGUUCUUUUAAUGUUUAUUUAUCUUCAAUUUUGCCAAAAAUAUUUACUGUACUGUUGUGUGUUCAUUGGAUAUUUGAUUCUUCAUUUCAACGUGGCAAGCAUACAAUACCAUAUGUGGCUUAUAUACCAAAUGUUAUUAUAAUACUAACAAUCAUACUUAUAAUUACAUUAUUUGUCAGCCCAUUACUUAUUCAUUAUGUAGACAUAAAUGAAGGAAAAGUUAAACAAUCAGAAAACCUGUACGAAAUGUUUCUAAGGAUGGCCAAAAAUAUAGUAAAAAUGCAAUUGGGUCCAACUAUUAAAGGUUAUCCCAUAGUAUAUGGCCUUGCUACUGUAUACAGUGCAACAUUUUUAAUAUUUUCCACAUUAUUAUCAAUAUUUGGAGGACUAUUAUUUGGACACAUAUAUGCAGUGCCUGCAGUUAUUAUGAUUAUUUCUAUUUGGUUAAUGGCCAUGAUAGUUUCAGUCGUAAGACAUAAUCAGUGUACCAAAAUCAGUUAGUAUCAAUAUGUAUUUUAGUAUAGAUUGUUCAAUAUGUAUAAAAUAUUAAUUAUUCUACUCUUUAUUCUAUAAAAUAAUGUAUUAGCUUUGUAUACAUAAUGAACAUUCUAUGUAUAUGAAUAUAAAUGUUAGUAGAAAACAUAUAAAACAUAUUAAGAACAUUAUUUAUUUUACAGGUGAAUUAUAUACUGUUAACUGGUUGUAUGUUUUAUUAUGGACUUUAUCGUCAUCAUAUUGGUUCUAUGGUACUGGACAUAAUCCUUCUUUUCCUUCAAUACAUUGGAAUGCUGCAUUUGUCAUGCAGAUAGAAGUAGAAAAAAAUACAUGGAUUCCAGGAUUUUUUAUUUUAGCAAAUACGUUUUUUUCACAGGCUGUUCAUGCUUUUUUAUUGCCGGUGAGUUGUAAAAAUAAGUAGAGAAAAAUCUUCUAAGAUAUUACACCCAUGGGACUGAAGUAUGGCUGCCAUUUAUUUGAGACUAAAAAUAUACAUUCAAUUUUAGGAGAAACGCACCCUUCCGAAAUAUUUUUUGAUUAGUUAUUUAGAUUGUUUUAGUGUAUUUUAUCGAUCUAAAUAUUAGUAGAUUAUAAUACAAAUUAUUAUUGCUAAAUUAUGCCUCUCGCUCAAUUUUUCUUCUUCUGGCAAUGGUAUUAAUAGGUUAGAUAUGCUCGCUUCAACUACUAAAUUAAUACUACUCAAAUUAAUUCAUUUAAGGAUUAUAUCUAUUUUGAUAAUUUCAAUUAUUUAUGUACAGUGUCCAUGCUUGAAAAAACAAAAACUUUCCCUUUUCUCCUUACUUCAGAGGAUGCUAUAACCGCAUUUGUGCUGUCAGUCCAACUAUCAGACAAUAUAGUAGACAUUACUAUACCAGACUAUGUCAGGUAGAUAUUACCUGACGUAGUCUGCAUAGAACUUGCCUAAUUUUGGUUUUAGAGUAAAAGCACCUAAUAUAAAAUUAAAAAAGGGCAAUAUUCCAGAGGGCAGGAUCAUGUGUUUUUCCUAUUGUUCUAAUUAUUAUUCCGAUUAUAACAUUCAAUUCAUCAUUUGGAAAUAAAAACAAAUUCAUCGUUUUUAAAUGGCUAACAUAUUAAAAAAGAAACACACACACACCUCUGGAUUGUUGUCCUCUUUUAAUUUUUUAUUAAGUGCUUUUACUAUAAAACCAGAAAUAAACGAGUUCUACACAGAUCGUGUAAGGCAGAUUUUGCUAUAUCGCCUGUUAUUAUAGCUGGAGUGACAUAGCAAAUACGGGUAUAGCUUCUUCUUAACAAACUAAAACAGGCGAAAUAACAUAGUAAGAGUUGCGUUGCUUUGUAUCAAGGCCAUGGUUAAGCUACUAAUAAUAUAAAAAUAAAAAUAUAUAUGCCAAACAACUGACCUGAAAUAAAAUAAUAAUUAUUGUUAAUAUAUUCUUCACUCUAAAAUAAUAAUAAUACAGGGUGAUUUUUUAUCAUGAAUCAGCAAUUAUCUCAGAGGAUUUUGAGUGAAUUUUAUUUCUGUUUUUUCUAACCAUUAUGGAAUCAUUUAAGCUUUAUUUUAAAACCAUUUUUAAUUUUUACCCCUACUUACCACAUACCUUAAAUAAGUGCAUACUUUUGAUUUUCAAAUAGGAACCCCCCCUUUUGAACACAGAUUUAAAUAGAGAAUAUUUUUCUAAAAAUUUUGAUAUGCAUAACACUAAUAUCAGAUUUAUCGUUUAUGAGUUAUAACAGUUUAAAGUUUAGACCGGAGGAGUAGAGAUGGGUCAUAGAUAGGCAAUUUAUAUCUAGAAAAAUAUUCUCUAUUUAAAUCUGUGUUCAAAAGGGGAGGGGUCCUAUUUGAAAAUUGCUGAUUCAUGAUAAAAAAAUCACUUUGUAUUAUUUUUAGGUGUAUAAUAGUUAUUGCUUGCAUAUGUUUAAUUAUGCUAUCAAUCAAUAGUGUCAACUAAGAGGGAGUUUACAAAUAGUUGUAUUAAUUGUAUAAGUACAGUUAUUAAUUCCUUAAAAAUCAUAUAUUUAUUAAGAUUUAAAAAAUAAUAAUAAAAACUUCUAAAAAAGUGACUUACACAUCAGCAGUAUCAACUUUUUUUCUUAAAAAAUGCAUUUGUGUAAUUAGAAAUUCAAUUUUUGAACAUUUGAGUGUGGCACUCGUGAAGACAUUUUAAUUUUAAAGUCUUGUUUAAUUGUGUUGUCUCCCUAUCUAAUCAUAUAGAUAUAUUCUAAAUUUCAGAUAGAUAUCUGUUAUAUAUUUGAUGGUUCUUACAAUACUUACAUUCAUACAAAUCCUUACUUUUAUUAUAAACUAUAAUUUAAAGUAUACAUAUUUUUUUAUUAAUAAUAUUGUACAUUUUUAAAAAUAUAUAAUAUUUGUGUUACAGCUGUUAUUAAUUUGUCCAUUUGCCAUAAAUGGUGCUUGGUCAGGAAAAUCAAUGCCUUCCAAAGAUGAAGAUGAACAGACUAUGGCCAGGGGUGAGCUAUUAUUAGCUGAGAAAUCUAGACUAAUGAUACAUGGUGCAUUUGAUUUAACUGCUAAGUAUAUCCUUGCUAAUUGUUUUAGGGUAGGUAUUUAUUAUUAGUGUAUUCAAAAAACUGAAUUGUUAAAUAAUUACCAUGUCUCAUGUUUUGUUUAACAUUAGAUGGCUAUGGUUAUGGCAGCUGCAACUAUUCAUUCACGCCAUUUGAUGAUGUGGAAGAUAUUUGCUCCGAAAUUAAUAUUUGAAGGAAUAGCACUAUUUAUUACAUUACCAUUUUCUUUUUUUGGGUUUAUUUUAAUGUAUCGUGUUACUCAACACAUAAAUGUGCUAUUUGAAAGAAUUAUGUCACAACACUCAAAUUAUGGUCGAAAUUAAUUAUUCAUUUAUAGAUUAAUCAUUUAUAGUAUUUUUAUGACUGUUUAAAUAUUUAGUUUUUUUUAAACUAAAAAAAUAAUUUUUGAAACUAUAGUUUAAACAAUUCUCAGAUAUUUUAAGAGUUCAGUUUUCUAUUAAUUAGACAUUCAUUCGUGCCUAUAUGCUUUAUAUUUCAAAAAUACACAUUUCAUUUUUCAUUUACGAAUAUUUUUUUAAAUUAAUUACUUAAUAUUUUGUUAAGCUUACAGUUAAUGAAAUUACACUUGUAUUUAUUUUAUUUGUGUAAUUUUUUUUUUUUAUGUUUGAUUUAUUUUUAAUAUUUAAGCAAUGACUGAUUGUAUGUAGAUAAAAUUAAAGUCUCUUUAAAUAGUUAUUUAUGCAUUGUGGUUUUAACCAAUUAGAAAAAUGAUAAAUAAAUAUAUGCUGUAACAUCAUUCAUUGUAAUACUAUAAUAAACUUCCC
Cinara cedri is the source of this 6397-nucleotide messenger RNA. The record is from the annotation of a GenBank genome assembly. Lineage: Eukaryota; Metazoa; Arthropoda; Insecta; Hemiptera; Aphididae.